Glycine soja is the source of this 1175-nucleotide messenger RNA. RefSeq lists its product as uncharacterized. Bases 107 to 721 code for a protein of 204 amino acids. NCBI's taxonomy places the organism in Eukaryota, Viridiplantae, Streptophyta, Magnoliopsida, Fabales, Fabaceae. The transcript is spliced from 2 exons. The record is from RefSeq and is a predicted model, not a curated record.
AAGAAGAAAGGAAUUUGAUGCUUUAUGUGUCGGCUAGUUAAUUAUCCUCCAAAACCUCCUCCCAUAUACAAGAAACCUUGUCAGCUGCCACCGUUCGCAUCCAUCAAUGGGGAACUGUGCGUUCAAAGGGAUUAGCACAAGUGAGGGAGCUUCUGAUGACAAGAUGGUGAAGGUGGUGACUCCAAACGGAGGCAUCAUGGAGCUGUACACCCCCAUAACCGCGGAGUGCAUAACCAACGAGUUCUCCGGCCAAGGAAUAUUCCGAAGCCGCCGCGACUUGUUCUCAGAGCAGCUGCACCACGACGAGGAGCUUCAUGCGGGGGAGCUCUACUACCUCCUCCCUCUCGACCCUUCUUGUAGGUUGUCAUCGACCAAGAACAUCACCAGACAAUUAUCCAACAACGCUGCCACCCUAACGCCGUACCGAAUGUUUACAUGCGACAUCAAUAACAAUAGGAUGUGGUCGGAAGCAGCUGAAGUGUUUCCAAGGAAGGGAGUAUGGAAGGUGAAGUUGGUGAUAAACCCGGAGCAGCUGUCGGAGAUUUUGUCGCAGGAGUCGCGGACGGAGGCCUUCGUAGAGACCUUGAGGACGGUGGCAAAGUGCGGCAAUGGGAUGCCGUCGGGGGCGAGUUCCGAUCACUCCACUGUAUCCCCUGUGACUCAGAAUCAAGUUAGAGAUUGUGGGUUGCUGGCCUCUGUGUCAAAUAUGGCACUGAUUUAGAGAACUGUUGGCAUGUGCUAGUGGGAUGCUCGUUUGCGCGUUCAUGCUGAAACUAUGGAUCAAGAUAUCGUCUUUUGUAGAUUGAGCGGAGGCUUUUAAAGACAUGAUUUUUGAGCUGUUAAGGAACCUCAAUGAAAGUGAUAAUAUAGAUGUUGCUUUCUUCAAAGACCUAAAGCGUUGGGGAGUUAGCAUGUGCCUGCGUGAUGAAGGAGGAAACUUCAGAGGAGCUCGAACCAUUUCAAAGGAUGGUUUGCCUAUGGUCCAUGAGGAAACUUCAAGGUUUGCUACAUCUGAAGACAAGCUACUCAUGGCUUAGCUAGGCCUCUAAUUUGUAUGUUGGUGUUCACAAUUAUCAUUAUAUCCCUACUUAAAUCAAUUCUUGAAGGAAAUAAUGAGUUGGUUACUAUAAAAAAAAUAGUAAUCUCUUGGCCACAAAUACAUAAAAAAACAUUUC